GUCCGGGUCUCUUUGUUGUGGUCGCAGCUGCCGCUUCGCUCUGCGCUCCGCGUCUCGCCCCUCACCGCCUCUCUGCCGCGCGGCGGACGCGCAGCCGGAGCGCCCCGGUGGUUUGCGGGUCUGUGCGGGUGUGACAUCAGAUCCGCUGUGAGAGACUCGGAGUUUGAGCGGCGGAGGCUCGGACUGGGGAUGCUGCUGCCGGACCGGACCGCCUCUGAGGCUUCCUGAACCCGGGAUCCCGCAGGAAUCAUCGCUCCUGCUCCGCCUCAGACCUGAGCGGCGCUCCGCUGCCUCUCUCCCGCAUUUGGAGCUCCUUCUUUGCGGGACGCGCCGUCAGGACAGCCGCGUUUCUUCAGGAAUUACGCCGAAGCGUGUGCGGCUGCUGAGCCGAGCCGAACCGAGCGGACUGCGGGGUUCGGGUCUCCUCCAUGAUGCUGACGGGCCCUGGGAGGUGCCGCCGGCGCCCGGGCGGGGCAGUCCGGUGCCUGGCGUCCGCCUGGCUGCUGGCGCUGCUGCUGGCCGGGCCGGAGGCUCGGGCUUCCUACCAGCCGCAGAGCGGGGAGUGCAAAGGCAGAGGCAAGGAGUGCUCAGAUCUGUCAGAGAAGAAGAGCGACCUGAGAGUCUGCGACGUCUCCACCUGCCGAUACGGAGGCGAAUGCAAAGACGACGGCGCGCAGCUCAAAUGCGUCUGCCAGUUCCAGUGCCACAAAAACUACAUCCCGGUGUGCGGCUCUAAUGGAGACACCUACCAGAACGAGUGCUACCGACGGCUGGCGUCCUGCAAGCAGCAGAGAUCCAUCUCCAGAGUCCAUGACGGGCCCUGCUCCGCCGAUCCCGGUUCUGGUUCAGGAGACGGAGACGACGAUGAGGGCUCAGCCUCCGACGUCGGGAAGAAGUUCACCAAGUGCAGCACGUGUAAAUAUGGAGCCGAAUGUGAUGAAGACUCCGAAGAUGUCUGGUGCAUAUGCAACAUUGACUGCAGCGGCCACAAUGAGAACCCGGUCUGCGCUACAGACGGAAACUCGUACAACAACCCGUGCCUGGUGCGGGAGGCUUCGUGCAUGAAGCAGGAGCAGAUCGACGUCAAACACCUGGGACGCUGCCUCGGUACGUUUAUGGCACAGAACACAUCUGGAAAUGUCCGUUCGUGAAAAGCAGUUCUUCUC
Poecilia latipinna (sailfin molly) is the source of this 1166-nucleotide messenger RNA. Its product is annotated as tomoregulin-1-like. The transcript has 6 exons. Lineage: Eukaryota; Metazoa; Chordata; Actinopteri; Cyprinodontiformes; Poeciliidae. Bases 429 to 1151 code for a protein of 240 amino acids. The record is from RefSeq and is a predicted model, not a curated record. Gene Ontology annotation, cellular component: plasma membrane. Gene Ontology annotation, molecular function: protein binding.